UCAACACGAUCGGUUGAUAGAAUGAGAAACUCUUGUGUAGCUCUCUGCCUGUGGCUCUGCGUGCUAGGCACAAGUCUGGCUGUAAGGGAAAACUAUUGCGAACGGAAUGUGACAACGAAGACUUUGAUGCCGGUCACUAAGCAACGGACUGUGAUCAAACAGCCUCCCAAGUGGAAGUUGUGGAAGAAGGCGGAGAAGAUUACCGAAUUCUACAAUACGCACGAGGAGCAGAUUAGCUACAAGCUCGUUUCGGAAUGUUGCCCGGGCUAUUUGCAGGUGGAGUCCGAACUGUGUGAGCCCGUGUGUGAGCGUGGCUGCCCCGCUUUUGCAAGCUGUGUAGCUCCACAGCGCUGUCAAUGCACCACCGGCUAUAUCUCGGCCGUUGCACAUCGCGAUGGCAGCCACUACUGUGAACCCAUCUGCGAGCGCAGCUGUCCAACGGGCUCACAUUGUGUGGCUCCAAAUACAUGCGAGUGUAAGCCAGGCCAUCAGCCUUUGCCGCCCACCGGAGAUGGAGUUAGUGCGCCCUGUGCACCUGUUUGCCAGGUGGGCGAUGGCUGUGCCAAUGGCCAGUGCGUCGAUGUGGAAGUCUGUGCGUGUAAUCGUGGCUAUUUCUGGAAUGCCGAGAGCAGCAGCUGCCAGCCGCGCAACAACGAGAUGAUGAUGUUGACCAGCGAUGAUGUCACCGAGCUGGAGGAGCACCUAAACAAAUCACCAUCCACCCCAUCGGCCUUCAUUGCCGCCGACUGUGAAGUGGGCUUCAUACUCUAUGCGGGCGAAUGUCGCGCCGAGUUCUUUGAGAGCAGCGAUGGCAAAGCAAAGGAAAGCCAUUGUACUCCAACGAGCUGUGGGCAACAUCAGACCUGUAAUGCUGAGGGCAAGUGUGCCUGCAAUGCGGGCUAUGUGGAGGAGGAGCGAGAGGAUGUGAAUGCAAAACUCUCGUGUCGUCGUGGCCUGCUGGAGCAACUGUUGAGCAUCGAUCAGGCUGCCGAUGAUGACAAUGAAUUAAACACUCUAACUAUACCCAUUGUGGGCGUGGCAUCGGGUGCACUGUUAGUGAUUGUGAUUGUGGGCCUGGUCACUAAAGUGAGUCGGCGACGCAAGCAUGAACCGAACGAAUCACUGCCCGAGGAGCCGGUGCUACAGUGUGAAUAUACGCAGAAGUCAUACGAUGUGGAUGAGUGGGUGCCAUAGAAAGAGGAAGAGAAGCCCAAGGAGCCGAAGGAGCAGAUGCAGCCGCUAGAGGGCAUUGGCUGUGUGUGUUG
Molecule: messenger RNA, 1265 nt
Organism: Drosophila hydei
Lineage: Eukaryota; Metazoa; Arthropoda; Insecta; Diptera; Drosophilidae
Product: von Willebrand factor D and EGF domain-containing protein
Exons: 1
Coding region: 22-1194 (390 amino acids)
Source: RefSeq, a predicted model, not a curated record